Molecule: messenger RNA, 4107 nt
Organism: Blastomyces dermatitidis ER-3
Lineage: Eukaryota; Fungi; Ascomycota; Eurotiomycetes; Onygenales; Ajellomycetaceae
Product: BAR domain-containing protein
Exons: 7
Coding region: 198-1118 (306 amino acids)
Source: RefSeq, a predicted model, not a curated record
CCCAAAACGGAUAGUUUCCCCGGCGUCGUAGCUGAAACUGACGUCCAUCCACAGCUUCACCCUAACCACAUCAAUAAUAUCAAACAUUGGCCAGAUAACAUCUCGCACAAAAGGGAGGGCCUCCUGUCUCUAUAUACUCCUCUUUAAAGUAUCCUACAUACUGAGUUGUCGCCGAGGCCAAUCCCCCUCCCGCAACCAUGGACAAAGUACAGGCCUUCGGGAAGAACAUCAGUGCGUCGUUUACCCCUUUCGCAGCUAGAACGCAGCAAUAUGUCAAGGAACAACUUGGCACCGCCGAUGAGAAGACACAACUUCCCGAUGAUUAUAUCGAGCUCGAGAAGCGUGUGGAUGCGCUGAAGCUGGUCCAUCAGAAGCUCCUGCAGGUUACCUCCCAAUACUCCAAUGAGCCUUAUGAUUACCCUCCCAACAUUCGAGAGUCAUUCAACGACCUUGGCCGCACCAUCAGCGAGAAAGUCCAGCUCCUAUCCCAUGCUACCUCCCCCGCCGAAGCCCAGGCGGCUCUCACGGCGCCUCCAUCCGCCAAGCCCCAGCCAAAAACGUUCAGCCAUGCCAUUGCCCGUGCCUCCCUGGCUGGUUCGCAGUUAAUCAGCCAGACCCACCCUAGUGGUUCAGAGGACCCUCUCGCCAUCGGCUUGGAAAAGUAUGCUCUGGCCGCUGAACGGGUUGGUGAGGCACGGCUUGCCCAGGAUGCUCAGAUCCAGAGCCGAUUCUUGGCCGGCUGGAACACCACGUUGAACACCAACCUGAUGUUCGCCGCCAAGGCCCGCAGGAACGUCGAAAAUGCGAGAUUGAUGCUUGAUUCGAUUAAGGCUAGGAAGGGUGUCUCGAAGGGAGAUUUGGACAGCCUCAGCGAGGAAGAUCGGGCUGAGAUUGAGCAAGCUGAAGAUGAGUUUGUGGGCCAGACUGAGGAGGCUGUUGGCGUGAUGAAGAAUGUUUUGGAUACGCCCGAGCCACUCCGGAAUUUGGCAGAUCUGAUCGCGGCUCAGCUGGAGUACCACAAGAGAUCUUACGAGAUCCUCAGCGAGCUUGCCCCAGUUGUUGAUGGGUUGCAAGUCGAACAAGAGGCUAGCUACCGCAAAAGCCGAGAAGGAGCGUAAACCUCCCGAAGAAGGCUGGAUCUCUCAAACAGCUCCCACUCCUGUCCGUUCUGAAAUUUCCAAUUUGAUAUUCAAGAUACUUUCCUCCAUAUUAGGUUAGACAUUUCAACUUGAUAGUCGAUCGACAGAGGAAUCUUUCAGACUUGCAUAAGAAGGGGUAUCCGCCUCAAUUUCUCUCCAAUUGGAAAUCCCUCGCACACCACUCAAUUUCUCAUAACCUCAACGGGUUCCCCUGCCCAGCGAGUUAACGGUUUUGGAAUCUGUGUCUGUGUCUUUACUCCCUUGUUCCUUUUCCGUUUCAUACUAUUUUCCUUCUCUCAAGCUGUUGCCGGUCGACCUAUGGGGGUAUCAGACGGUUUUUGUUUUCUUUCCUUUUUUGUCCUUUAUUCCUUUUGUUUUUUUCGUUGUAUAAGUGAGUGUCCUACCCCUAUGUAUAUCCAGCUUCCUGUUUCCCUCUUUCCCAUUUCUUUGUCUUGGUUUCAUCUAUUUAUUCUUAUGUUGCUUCUCCUCAAUUUUAACACUUGCCUUGCCGAUUUCGGCUCUCUUUUCUUUUUUUGACUCGUGCCCUGUAAUGCUACCAUGGCUGUGAAACUUAUUUAUUCUCCCCAUCUGCGCGUUAUUAGUAUGCUCUCUUGUAAAUUCGUCCUGUCAACUUGUAAGGGGGGGUUAUCGCCCUUAUACUAUCUAUCCACUUCCAACGUGGCAAUUCUACUCAAAAGCACAGAGAAGCGUUGAACCCGUUCUCUCGGAAGAAUAUCCUUCCUAUCACUCCGUGCGGAUGACACGCGCUGUUUGUGGCCUGGUGUCCUAUAUACAGGUGAUACCUAGACUAUUAUGAGCAUCAUAGGCCGGCUUUCCUAAAGGGUGACGCAUGCUCGGAGCGCAGAGUUGCUCACCAUUCUGCACAGGAUAUCUAAUAUUCCCAUAAUAUCCCUCAUUUGAAUUAAUCUCCAAGCUUAAGCUAACAGUUUACCGCGCUGUGCAAGAUACAUAUUACUCUCAGCCCGGCUCAUUAUAAUAAUAGAGACAUUACAACCCGAGAUGGCAUUAAAAAUCGCAGACUGCGUCUGGGUCCGACACGCGAGGCCACAUACCACUAUACCAAGAUAUAUUCGAAACCCCGAUAAAGAAUCCCCCAGACGAGGUGACAUCGAUCGUCCAGCUGUUCCUCGAGUUAAACGCACCCAACCGCACCAAGGAGCUUAUCGUCAAGCUGCUUCAGGGGCACUCGGGCCAGGCCUGUUCUCCGGAGAGGGUUAUCGGGAGGACACACAAAUACUCUGUUCGGGUACGGGUUCCCCUUGCGGGGAUUUGACCUGAUUACGAUUUCGUCCGGCCGAAUUUGGUGGUCGUCGGAAAGCAAGCGAUAUUGAUUCAACGACGUGACGGAUCCCAUAAAGAGGAAUCCUCUAUCGUGGUCUUUGGGCCACAAUGGUGCCCAUUGCAUGCCAUUUUUGGGGUCAUCUCUCACUCCCUCGGCGACCAGAUCAAGAAUCAUGCAGUGCUGAAGGCGGUCGGCUUUGUUUAAGUCAUUCUCCAGUAUCAAAUAAUCCCCUUUACCCUUUUCGCUUUUAAACCGUGCGUCGAACUUAUAGAUGGCCUCCUCGAUGUCGCAUAGCAGAUCGACAUGUACCAUGCUUGGAGUACAGCUGCUGUUCUCUUUCAAACUAAACUCGUCCCCGAAACUUUGACAGUGAAGCCUUCGCCGACUCCAAUAUCCGCGCCAACUGAGCCACCGAUUUUCCAUCCCACGCUGUUCGUGUAGGUGUCGAGAAAAGUCACGGUUCUCGAGAUCUUGCAAGCCUGCCCCUUGCCACAGACAAUUGUUUUCUCCAAGCCUAUCACAUCAGAGAGCACAGGCUUGCACGUCAUGAUUCUGGGAUAUGUGAUGUCUAGCCCCCAGUACUUGAAGUACAACCCUGGUCCUGUUGUCUCGUUUUUGGCCAUCCUCUCUACCCUGAAGUAUUUCAUUAUCGCCAAAGGGGUGAUCAUUUUCGGCAUGCGAGAAAGAUAGCGCUCUUCAACUACACGCCUCAGAUCCGAAGGCGUAUCGUCCACCGAGUCCCUUGGAUCCCAGGAGUGCAAUUCUGCUGCUCCUUGGAUCUUUCCACUCCCAAAACGUUAGCUGUAGAAGCAGGUAAAGCGGAAUAAUUUGGGAGUAGUUAUCACCUUCUCAUCCACAAGCAUCGCAGAGCCAGACACUGCCCAGAGAGCAACGCCCAGCCAAACGAGAGUAUAUCCCAGCAUGUCUAGUAACAAUAAUUAAUAUCGUUGCAGAGGGUUAUUGUACCAAAAGAAUAAAAGAAUGAUUUGCCUAUUUACUGAAAGACUUGUUCGUAUCGUGGUUAGGGCAACAGACCGAUAUAUAUAUUCUAUUUCAAUUCCCCACCCCUACCCCCUCCGCGCUCGAGCUCCUUUUUUCCCCUCUGCCACUCAGAAUAUUGCCAGUCCAGAAUAUAAGAAACUGACGAUCGAACAGAAUAGGGAAAAAGGCAACCAGCCACAACGGAGCAGAGCUGCAUCAAUUCCUACAGGGAGAUAACAUGGCUCAAAAUUGGGCACCAUCUUUGGAUGCUAUGAUGCCUUUCCCACACCUGAAAAUAUGAAAUUUGAACCGUCUCGAUUGGUUAAAUAGAUAUAGCGCAAGAGUUAUUGUUAUUAUUUUCUUAAACAAGGUUCGUGAAAAGGAUCAAAUUAGAGCAUCCUUGCUUGCUGCAUAUGAAUCACACCAAUAUUUACAAUCAGAUCGGUUUAUUGGCUCAACGAGUUAAGGAUUUACAUGACGUUCUGCUUAGAUAGAAUCAAAAAAUUGGACACUCGGCCAGGUCAGAGGGUGGUCCUAGAUCAAUCUACAAGGAGAUUUUCCCAAUAUUUUUGCACUCAUCCUGACUUACAUUUUAUAUUUUGGUCCGAUUGUCGUCCCAGUUUUCCCCUUUCCCUUCUCGUGCGCCUUUCUUUCUUUUCCAAAGAGUAACAACAAUGAAUAAAU